AUGUCUGAAAAAGCUUAACUCGCCAAGGAUGCAAUAAAGAGAAGACAAGGUGGAGGCAAGAGUCCAUCAAAAGCAACAGAAAAUGGAGGACAAUCAGGAUUAAAUUUCUAUUCUGGAGAUGUCUCAUCCCUAAAAGUUCAACCAAACACCGUACUUAUAAUUAGUCUUGUAUAUUUGGGAAUCGUUGUGCUCUUACACAUAUUCAGCAAACUUAGAUCAGGAGGAGCAGAAACUGCCCCUGAAGGACAAUGAUUCAUAUUAUAUUAUAUAAAUAUCUACGCAUGUUUUGUUUUA
This is a messenger RNA of Paramecium tetraurelia, 294 nucleotides long. RefSeq lists its product as uncharacterized. Lineage: Eukaryota; Ciliophora; Oligohymenophorea; Peniculida; Parameciidae. The record is from RefSeq and is a predicted model, not a curated record. The transcript has 2 exons. Gene Ontology annotation, biological process: intracellular protein transport. Gene Ontology annotation, cellular component: Sec61 translocon complex.